Molecule: messenger RNA, 685 nt
Organism: Gracilinanus agilis (Agile Gracile Mouse Opossum)
Lineage: Eukaryota; Metazoa; Chordata; Mammalia; Didelphimorphia; Didelphidae
Gene: RND2
Product: Rho family GTPase 2
Exons: 4
Biological process (GO): small GTPase-mediated signal transduction
Molecular function (GO): GTPase activity; GTP binding
Source: RefSeq, a predicted model, not a curated record
UGCCUCCUGUCCGCAGAGUUAUGUCCCCACCGUGUUUGAGAACUACACAGCCAGCUUUGAGAUCGACAAGCGCCGCAUAGAGCUCAACAUGUGGGAUACUUCAGGUUCCUCCUAUUAUGACAAUGUCCGACCAUUGGCCUACCCAGACUCUGAUGCUGUCCUGAUCUGCUUCGAUAUCAGCAGGCCUGAGACCCUUGACAGUGUGCUCAAGAAGUGGCAAGGGGAGACGCAGGAGUUCUGCCCCAAUGCUAAAGUUGUUCUGGUGGGUUGUAAAUUGGACAUGAGGACAGACCUGGCCACCCUGAGGGAGCUCUCCAAACAGCGGCUCAUCCCUGUCACACAUGAGCAGGGUAGUGUCCUGGCCCGGCAGGUGGGCGCCGUGUCCUACGUCGAGUGCUCGUCCCGGUCGUCCGAACGCAGCGUCCGAGACGUCUUCCACGUGGCCACAGUGGCCUCCCUCGGCCGCGGCCACCGGCAGCUGCGCCGCAGCGAUUCCAGGAGAGGCUUACAGAGGUCAGCACAGAGAUCGGCCCAGCUGCCCGGGAGGUCAGACAAGGGGGCCGAGGCCGAGAUCCGAAAGGACCGAGCCAAGAGCUGCAGCGUCAUGUGAGGGGCUCAGCCGGCCGAGCCUUCAGGGAGGGCCGGGCAGGGGGUCAGCCUCACCCACCACGACCCCCCUUCCAGG